AUGCAAUCCCUCAAGUUACGCACGCAUCUUUUUUAUCCUCCUUUCACUUCUAACUCAUUUCAAUCCUUUCUCUAUUCAUUUUCCACCACUUCUUUAUCAUCCUCAAAAACCCAAUACUCAAAAGAAACCACUUCAUUAUUUAACUUCCUUAAUUCCAAUGCUAAAUUACCAAAAUCACACUCCAUUUUUAUCUCUAAACGUGCUUCGAGGGCUACAUUCCCUCAAAGGCCUUUAUCUGUAAUCAACUUUUUCAAACAAAAUGGAUUUUCCGAAACUCAGAUUCACUCUAUCGUUCGUCAGAGAGUUCAAUUGCUGUUUUCAAAUGUUGAUAAAACUCUUAAACCUAAAUUUGAGCUCUUUCGGCAAUUGGGUUUUCAGGGUUCGGAUUUAUGUGACUUUAUUUCCAAGCAUCCAACUGUUUUGACUGCUAGUUUGAACAAAACAUUGGUUCCGUCUGUGGAAGCUAUUAAGAAAAUUGUAUGGAAUGAUAAAGAGCGUGUUCAAGUUUUGUUUAAAUGUGGCUGGAUACUCCCAAAGUACCAAUUGUUUGUUGCCAAUGUUGCUUUAUUAGAGAGUUUUGGCAUUGUCGGGGAUCAGGUUGUGAUUCUACUCAAACGACAGUCAAGAUUUUUGGUUUCAUCGCAAUCUACUAUUAGAAAGUAUGUUUUGCAAGCUGAAGAAUUGGGUUUCAAUCAAAAUUCAAGAAUGUUGGUUCAUGGACUUCAUACGAUAACUUCUUUGAGCCAUAAAACAUUUAAGAAAAAGCUGGAUUUAAUUCAGUGUUUUGGGUUUUCUAAAGAUGAGAGCUUGCUUAUGUUUAAAAAAGCUCCAGCUUUGCUUAGGGCAUCCGAGAAGAAAUUAAAGGUUGGAAUUGAAUUCUUCUUACACACAGUUACGCUGCCAAAGUCAAUAUUGGUUAAUCGGCCUACAAUUUUGAUGUAUAGCAUGGAGGAUCGAGUGUUUCCUCGAUAUAGAGUUUUUCAGCUUUUGAAAUCACAAAAUCUAUGUAAGAAGGGUCCAAGCUUUGUUUCUAUGUUAUGUUAUCCUGAGGACAUGUUCUUGGAGUUUAUAUCACGGUUUAAAGAAAAUACAGAGGCAUUAUUGAUAGCUUACAAGGGGCAUCUUCUGGAAGCGUAA
Molecule: messenger RNA, 1137 nt
Organism: Trifolium pratense (red clover)
Lineage: Eukaryota; Viridiplantae; Streptophyta; Magnoliopsida; Fabales; Fabaceae
Exons: 1
Coding region: 1-1137 (378 amino acids)
Biological process (GO): chloroplast organization; regulation of DNA-templated transcription
Cellular component (GO): chloroplast
Molecular function (GO): double-stranded DNA binding
Source: RefSeq, a predicted model, not a curated record